Messenger RNA from Neogale vison (American mink), 2222 nucleotides. It is a transcript of the gene HRH4, whose product is annotated as histamine receptor H4. Gene Ontology annotation, biological process: inflammatory response; regulation of MAPK cascade; adenylate cyclase-activating adrenergic receptor signaling pathway. The transcript has 3 exons. The record is from RefSeq and is a predicted model, not a curated record. NCBI's taxonomy places the organism in Eukaryota, Metazoa, Chordata, Mammalia, Carnivora, Mustelidae. Gene Ontology annotation, molecular function: histamine receptor activity. The coding region runs from base 312 to 1304 and encodes 330 amino acids. Gene Ontology annotation, cellular component: membrane.
AGUCUAAAGUUUCUCACAUCGCAGGAGCUUGCUAGAUGAAGGUCGGCAUGUUUCUUCUAAAAGCAGAGAAAUCAGAUCAGUCUGAAAUCAAUGAUACUGGUGCUGAAUAUGCCACCCUGAAAUCUGCCUCUUCCGCCUCAGGAUUAUCUUGAGCUGAUUAUUUCAAGAAACUGCAGACAUAGCAGAAGAUCCGAAAACUGAGUAAAAGUUACCUUUUGGUAAUGGAAAUCUACAUUAGAAAUGAAGCAUGCACCAGCAAGAGAGUGAUUGCCAGAUACAACUUUUUCACUUGAGAGUCUUAUCUGCAAGGUAUGAUCUCCAUUCCUUUGUACAUCCCUCACACGCUGUUUGAUUGGGAGUUUGGAAGUAGACUCUGUACUUUUUGGCUCAUUGUUGACUACCUUUUGUGUACAGCGUCUGUGUAUAACAUUGUUCUCAUCAGCUAUGAUCGAUACCAGUCAGUCUCGAAUGCUGUAUCUUACAGAGCUCAGCACACCGGGAACUUGAAGAUCGUGGCUCUGAUGGUGGCUGUCUGGGUGCUGGCCUUCUUAGUGCAUGGGCCAAUAAUUCUAAUUUCAGAGUCUUGGAAGAAUUCCAGCUUGAGGAUCUUGGAGAAGGAUUGUGAACCUGGAUUCUUUACCCUAUGGUACAUCCUCGCCAUCUCGUCAUUCUUUGAAUUCCUGGUCCCAGUCUUUGCCGUGGCCUAUUUCAACGUGUACAUUUACUGGAGCCUGUGGAAACGUAGCAAUCUCAGUCGAUGGCAAAGCCAGCCCACACUUACUUCUCCUGUCUCUCCCAGUAACUGUGGGUCCUCACUCACGGGUAGACUGUUUCGAAGAACAUCUCUUCCGGAACCGAAGGAAACAGCACCGUCUGCUCCUCUGAAAAGACAUGAAAGAAAGAGCAGCCUCUUGUUUUCUUUAAGAGCCCAGAUGAAUAGCAGUAUAAUUGCUUCCAAAAUGGCUUCCCUCACCCAUUCUGAUUCACUCUGUCCUCACCAAAGGGAACAUAUUGAACUGCUCAGAGCCAGGAAAUUAGCCAAGUCACUGUCCAUUCUCUUAGGCGUUUUUGCCAUUUGUUGGGCUCCCUAUUCACUGUUUACAAUCAUUCGUUCAAUUUACCCACUACACCAGCGUCCUCACAUAGUUGGGUAUGAAAUCACAUUUUGGCUUCAAUGGCUCAAUUCCUUUGUCAAUCCUUUUCUGUAUCCCUUGUGUCAUAAGCAUUUCCAGAAGGCUUUCUUGAAACUAUUUCCUAUGAAAAAGCAGUCCAUAUCAUCACAGACUCGGUCAAUGUCCUCUUAAAGGUAAUUUUAUCCUUUAUAAAAAUUUUAGUCUUAAUCUCACCUGCAUGAAUUUGAUGUGACUUUCAUUUUGCUCUUUCCACUCUACUAGGAAAGUCCAUAAAAUUGUAACACUUGAAAACUUAAAAAAAAAAAAAAAAAGAUUGGAGCCUGGAAGUCAAGGGAAAAUGAUCCUGGUGAAUAAUAGUACAGUUAGAUUUAGAUGACAAUGUUUUUGUAAACUCAUAGCCACAAAUCACUGUACCUUUCUUUCUCAUUGCCUCCUCUUUGUCUUUUAGAUCUCGAUAUAGCACUGAUGGUGAAAAUUAAGAGUUCUUGUUUUCUUUCUACAUUCAGGGUUUGCUAUAGCCUAAGUGAAUUUCCCUUUUUAUUUUAUAGUGAUGAAGAAUUCUCAAGUUUUGAAGAUGUUUUACCUAAGAUAUGCAAUAGAAAAGGGGGCUAUAUUCCCUUUUUGUUGGAGGUGGGCAACUCUGCUAUGAUCAGUGGGCAGGUGUGUUGGGGCUUGAGUUGAGAGGCAGGGAGCGAGGGUGGGCCCAGAUGGAAAAGUGGAAGGCAUGUGUACUUCCAGACUCUAUGUUCCUGAUCCCAGAAAAGAAGGAAGUGUGGGGAGGGAAGAGUAGGUAGUUGUAGCUCUUAGAUGUCCUUUGUGCCAUUAUCUGGGAGGCCCAGCAAACACAGGCUGAGAAGUAAGUUACAGACAAGCUCACCAUCUGGUUGAAAGGAUGACUUUCCUUCUUUCCUUCCUGCCCUUUUCUUCCAAAUUUCAUGUUGGCUAAAACCUCUGUGAGAAAAUAUGGAAGAAAGGGAAAGGCUAAGAGAUUAACAAAAGGACUGUGUGCUUAAACCUGAUGUACCUGGUAUAACAUUCACAGGACUAGUGGAUGUCAAUAAUUAUUAAUAAAAUAUACUUCUGUUUUUA